Cheilinus undulatus (humphead wrasse) is the source of this 7103-nucleotide messenger RNA. RefSeq names its product potassium voltage-gated channel, shaker-related subfamily, member 1a (gene kcna1a). Gene Ontology annotation, biological process: potassium ion transmembrane transport; protein homooligomerization. NCBI's taxonomy places the organism in Eukaryota, Metazoa, Chordata, Actinopteri, Labriformes, Labridae. The transcript has 2 exons. The record is from RefSeq and is a predicted model, not a curated record. Bases 800 to 2275 code for a protein of 491 amino acids. Gene Ontology annotation, molecular function: protein binding; delayed rectifier potassium channel activity. Gene Ontology annotation, cellular component: dendrite; juxtaparanode region of axon; neuronal cell body.
UGGACCUCGCUGCUGCACCUGACUGUCUCUGAAAUAUCCAUUUUUUUAGACAAUUAUUCUGCUUUCCGAGCCGCGCUGCUAACCCUCUCUGCGCGUCAUCUCGUCUACUCGCAGAAAAGCAGCAGAUUCCUGCUGAUGCAGUGAUGUCUUGAAAUGCCAAGAGCUCGCUUAUUGCCCCUUACUGUAUCCCCCUCCUGAAUUGCAGCGCAAGAUUUUCUCCUGCAGUUUACUGUAAGCUGCUCACACCACCGUGCCGCCACGCGAGCAACCUUCCGGAGCUGAAGCUUUUCCAUCUCAGGCUUCCUCAAUACACUCUGGUGCUUUUGGUCCUGCUUUAUCCAAUCGUGCCUGAAGAUGUUUAGAUGUGAGGGCACUUCAGUGAGAAUGGCGAUGAGCUCUGCAGGGCUCUAGGCAGUUCUGCUCCUUGUUUUUUCGUUUUUGUUUGCAAUGUAAAGUUGCCUCAUGACACUCUCUGAUGCCCUGCUGUUGGAUGAAUUUACUCGAGGAUAAGACUCAUUCGAGACCUACAGGAGUAACUCACGAGGCAGCAGUAACAACAGCAGCAGAUGCAUCGGAGAGCAGCAAUGGUCAAGUCAGCGAGAACCGCAGUGGAGCCGCACUGAGGCAAAGCAGCCAGUCAGCCCCCCUCAAAUCUGGGGACGUCUCCAACAAUUUAAGGGGUGUGGGAAGCUGAGGAGAGGAAAAUUUCCCUCAACCUGAAUGCCUGCUUAGUCAGACUAACCAACAUCCCAACAAAGCUCCUCUUCCUCUUCCAUCACUACCUCCUCCUCCUCCCAAAAUGACCGUGGUUGCAGGAGAUAACAUGGACGAGACCUCGGCUGUCCCCGGCCACCCUCAGGACACCUACCCCCCAGACCACAACGACCACGAAUGUUGCGAAAGGGUGGUCAUUAACAUAGCUGGUCUCCGGUUUGAGACACAGUUGAAAACUCUCUCCCAGUUCCCUGAGACGUUGCUGGGCAACCCCAAAAAACGAAUGCGGUACUUUGACCCCUUGAGAAAUGAGUACUUUUUUGACAGAAAUCGUCCCAGUUUUGACGCCAUCCUCUAUUACUAUCAGUCUGGGGGCCGUCUGCGAAGACCAGUGAAUGUCCCUUUGGAUAUGUUCUCUGAAGAAAUCAAAUUUUAUGAGCUGGGAGUGGAGGCCAUGGAGAAGUUUCGUGAGGAUGAGGGUUUCAUCAGGGAGGAAGAGCGUCCUCUGCCUGAGAAAGAGUUCCAGCGUCAGAUUUGGCUGCUCUUUGAGCACCCAGAAAGUUCAAGCACUGCAAGAGGGAUCGCCAUAGUGUCUGUGAUGGUGAUCCUGAUUUCAAUAGUCAUAUUUUGUUUAGAGACUUUACCCCAGCUAAAAGAGGACCCAGCAGGCCGCAUGAUUUCAGUUGGGAAUUCUACAUAUUAUUACAAGCCAAAUAUCCUCACUGACCCCUUCUUCGUCAUUGAGACACUCUGUAUUAUCUGGUUCUCCUUUGAGUUGAUAGUUCGCUUUCUUGCAUGUCCAAGCAAGCCAGCCUUCUUCAAGAACAUGAUGAACAUGAUUGACAUCGUGGCUAUCAUCCCGUACUUCAUUACACUUGGUACUGAGCUGGCUGAAGACCAAGACACCGAGGGAGUGGGGGAGCAGGCAACAUCUCUGGCCAUUCUCAGGGUGAUCCGUCUGGUCAGAGUGUUUAGGAUCUUCAAGCUGUCACGACACUCCAAAGGACUGCAAAUUUUGGGACAGACCCUCAAGGCCAGCAUGCGAGAGCUUGGAUUGCUGAUCUUCUUUCUGUUCAUUGGAGUCAUCUUGUUCUCUAGUGCUGUCUUCUUUGCUGAGGCAGAGGAGCCAGAUUCCUUCUUUGGCAGCAUCCCAGAUGCGUUUUGGUGGGCUGUUGUGUCUAUGACAACUGUGGGCUAUGGGGACAUGGUACCAAUCACUAUAGGAGGCAAGAUUGUAGGAUCUUUGUGCGCCAUCGCCGGAGUGUUGACAAUUGCUCUCCCAGUGCCUGUUAUUGUGUCCAACUUCAACUACUUCUACCACAGGGAAACCGAGGGAGAAGAGCAGGCCCAGCUGCUCAACGUCAGCAUUCCCAACAUCCCAUCUGAAACCAACUCCAGUCGCCGUAGUUCAUCCACCGUCAGCAAGUCAGAGUACAUGGAGAUCGAUGGAGACAUAAACAAUAGCAUCGACAACUUUAGGGAGGCAAACCUCAGAACUGGAAAUUGCACUAUAGCCAACCAAAACUGUGUAAAUAAAAGCAAGCUGCUUACAGAUGUUUAGACACUAGUUAGGAACUUUGGAAUCUCAUUGGGACUGUCAUAUAUGGAGUAGACCAUCAGUUAGGAAUGCUUCAUUUACCUCUCCAAAACACUCUAUGGCAUUAGGCCUACAAAUAUGCUCAGCUAUAUAGGAAGGAUUGAUAAAAACUAAGCUCUUAGAGUAUAUGACAGGUAGAUAGAGUAAUUAAUUCCUAUGAUCCUACAAAUAUAUAGUUACAUCAAAAAGAGAACAUUAAUUAUUACACGUAUACUCAACUCCCUGGAGGACACAGAGUACAUACUGUCUUAUCAAAGGACAGUGUGUGAUAAUUAAAAUCUUAUGCAUGGAGUACAGAUAACAUUUCAGCAAGUUGCACAAUGCACCAGAAAAGUCUGCAGAGAGAUGCAAGCAUCUGCAGCCAAGUGAUAAGCGCCAAGAAGUUAGGUGACCCCUGCCCCCCUCCCCCCUCCUCUCUCCUGGCUCCCUAUGAAGGAUCUACUAUUCAGCAAAGCACCUUAUAGGAGGAAGACUGAUCUCUCUUGUUUGGAUGUAAACAGAUGGUGAUCUACACGCUUCACAGACAUCCACAAUGCUGCUGUUUUCCGGCAGAUGCUGUAAUUGUGAUAUCACCAAGUGAUUCAAUGCCAUGCCCUUUAGACGCAACACAGCACAAUGAUAAAGUGAGCUUCACAUGAGCAUGAUUAGAGACUUUCCAUUUUGAUAUCCGCAUGCAUGAAACAUAUCUCACACAAUGGAAAGGAUGUUCUUUUAUAUACUUGCCUCCAUCCCCCUUUCUCAUCAGUUUUCAUUCUGAGUGCACUGGAUGAGUUUUUAAUUUGAAAUGCUAAUCAUUUAGAAGUAUAGAAAUUGAAUGUUAAAUCUUAAGGGAACAGUACAUAAAUGAGAUCAUAGCAUGAAAAAGUAUCCUGCAUUAUGGUCUAUCGACUAAGGUACUUUUGUAUCCUGGUCUAUUUAAUGCAUGACAUGAUUAUACAGCUUGUUGCAAUUCAGGCACUCUGCGGUGCCCUAUUGUCAGGGAAACUAAGGAAAUCAAAUUCUUGAUUUUUCUGAAUUGUGAUGAAAUAUAUCCAAACCCAACUUGAGGAUGCAGAGUUUCUAAUUUAAAAGUAGUCAAAGAAACUGAAUAAAUAUUAUCAAAAUACAUAUAUUCAUAAUAAGCAGAAAUUACAGUACUAAGUCAAUAGGAGCAGUGCAUGGACCUUCUUUGAACAGGAACAGUUAACAUAUCAUUAGUCAUGCUUCCAUUUCCACAACAAAAAUUUAGUAUGUAUUGGUUUGGAAUCCACUAAAAAGGAUCAAUACUAAAUUUCACUUCACAUUACAAAGAAUUAUUCUGACAUUAGUUGCUAGUGCCUUUAUCCCCUCCACCAACAGGACCAGCGAAAGUGCCUCUGUUGUACAGUGGGAUUUGUGAGGUUGAGAAGAGCUGGUUUACCCUCUUUUCUCGUGUUGAUAUACUGUUGGUAUUAAUGUAUAAGAUGCCAGGGUGAGCGAGCUUGAACAGCAGGUUACUGUGGUCAAAAAAAAAAAAAAAGAUCCAUGGCAGUUAUGCACAACCCAGUUUUCAUGCUGUCACGCACUUAAAUAUGCCCUUAAGCAGCAAUGUAUUGUACUCUGCAUGUUUACCAAUCCAAUUCAAAAGGGAAUAUCCGUAGGUUUAAAGUAUAGUUUACUUAUGGUAGAUUUUUUUUUUUUGGUUUGUGCACAGUGCAUCCUUUCAGGGUCUCUACCUCAGUGAGGUCAUUGCAAACUUGCUGCAGAGCUGCAAGCUUCAAUGCAGGGCUUCCAAUACCAUAAUGCAAAAUGGAACCUUAAGUGUAAACUGCAGUCAUGCAACAUUGAAUGUGAGAGUCCCAAAGCAUAGCCUUUACACAAGCACUUAGGGCAUAUAGUAUAUCACAAUCCCACUCCUUUCUUUCACUUAAAGCUACGCACAAUCAGUAUAUUCAUUGUAGAGAUUGUUUGACUCUCCUAACAGGAUGAGAUUGACUGUUUUCUAUGUUGAGUUUCUUUGAAACAAUGGUAUUUGAGUUAUUGUUGUGUCACAGAAACGCACCUGAAUGUGUCUCAACACUUACACAUACAUGUGUAUAAGACAGUAGAGAUAUUUGUCAUAGUUUUGAACCAUGUCAUCCUGAAAUCCAUGGGCAUUAUGAUGCACAGCUAAGUGCUGCCCGUCUUUUUGCACAAGUGUUUUUCUUUUGCUUGAAAGGUUUCUCUUUGUUUAUGAGAUUUAUUUUUUCACAAUAGUGCAUUGUUUCUGAGCAUACAGUUCUAGAGAGGCUUACUGCAGAAAGAUUUGGACGCAUUUUAAUGGUUACUUGAAAAAUCUCAAGCUACUGUACAUCCAUCUACAUUCAACACAAUAAUAGUAAGACUUUGUACUGUACUGUACUGUACACUUUUUUUUAUUUUAGCACUCUUCUGUCAGGGUUUAGUUUCAAAAAAGCCUCACUGCAGUGCUGCUUAAAUAUCAUCGUCUUUCUGUUACAGUAAUGGCUAUCCUCUGUGUUGCUAGUACAGGACGACCGUUGUCUUGUUACCAUCACGUGUUAGCCUUUGUUACUUGACUUUUUCCAUUCUUUAACGCUUGUUCCUGUUUUGUUAAUGGUGGCUGGUUGGUUAGUUUAGGGUUCUGCUAUUAUUUGAAACCGAUCUUUGUACUGUACUGCUGAAGAGUGUCUGACUCUGGUUAGGUAAAAACGUAUGAGCCUUGCGAGAUGUCAGUAACUUACGAGCGCAAAAAAGGUACAUAUUUGUGUCAGGGAUUUUCAAUUUGUAUAGGGUUUCUCAUACAGAAGGAUGCCAAUAUUACCCAGUACCCUGCAUCAUAUUACUACAUAUAGGAUAAAACAAGGAAAUUAUAGUAGUCUCUUAAAUGCAGCUAUCAAGAAAAAAUAGCUUUUGUCACAAGUUUCUCAUAAAACUGAUGCUUGACAGUAGAUGUGUGUAACAUGUCCUGCAGGGAACAGCAGAGAGUUGGAUGAAGAAAUGUUAAUGAUACCCUUCAUGUUAGCAGUGCUGUUGCUAGUCUUGCUGUGGGGACAUGUAUGGAUGGUGCUAUGCAUUCAAUUAUCCUGAAGAGACAUGCAUUCUUAACAGCAAUAGAAUAACAGAUAACCUGUUUCUUAGAUGCUUUUUUGUAAUAAAAAAAAAAAUAAAAUGGGAAAACAAAUCUAUUUUGAAUGUCAGAGAAACUGCGAUCACUUGACGGACAACUCGCAACAGGGCUGUUUAUGAUCCUCUGUGCUGGGAUUUUGUAUGGUCAAAUGCAGCAGCUGGUAUUGUAUUGAGAGACACCCAGGAAAAGUCCAAAUGUCGGCGUUGUUAUAGCAUCAGUCCCCAUUAAACACACUGGUCGGACUGGAGUUGUUUUGCAGUUAGGAACAAAGGCUGCAAAGGGUUCAGUCGAACCAUAAGGCAGUCCCAAAGGAACAGCCCAUAAUGCACUUAGAGAGGAUCUAUCUUCAGUUCACUGGACUGAUCAGUUGUGUGAGAGCAAGUCAGAGAAGGUGCCUAAAAUGUUAACAUAUUCAUUUGUUUAGCUUACUGUUAGUUAUUAGGCUUCUGCAAUUUAACACAAGAAAGAAGAACUAAAAAUGACAACAUUAACCUAAUCAAACUAUUUAAAAAAAAAUUGAAAUGUCAUGAGAACAAAAUGCAAUUUAGCUACAAUAAGGUAGAGAAAAGUAACCACUGUAUACUGCAAUUACCUAUGAAACUAUCUUAAUGUGUGUCUUUGUUUUCUUUUUCUUUUUUGGUGGCACAUUUAGGAAGAACAUGCCAUAUACCGGAAUGUCAAUGACAAUAUAUUCCUCUGGCAAGCCAUGAUAAUGAAACUACUGUAUUAUGAUCAAUCGCUAUACACUAAAUGAUAUGAACAAGAAGUGUACUAUUUAAAAAACAAACGUUGUUUGUCUUUUUGGUUUCAAGAAACAAAAUACAAGAUUCAUUCAAACACCAUGUUCAUAUCUCACCACUGCUGAACCUUACUGCUAUAAUGUAUCUCUACAGAAACCUACUAAUCGCAAAAAACUGCAUGGUCGAUGGACGACUGCAUGAGUUUUGCCUUUCAAACUGUGGAUCAACUAUAAAACAGUUGCAUCAUUAAAAAAAUAAACCCUUGCUUUCAUCUGUACCAAAGCUUCCUGUAGGGCCCUGUUCAGAAGUUGUCAUGUCCUCUGCUAUUAAACACAUCUUGGCGCUAACCUCAUCACAAAGACCGUGUUUGGUGAUCGAGGUUGUGCUCGCUAGUCUCUGAGUGUCAGUGAGGACAUCAAGGGCUAAGUUUCUCAAACUUUAUCUCUCUUCUAGUACUGAAAUGCUCUUUCAAGUGACAUUGUGUCUGUUUUUAUCUCAGUCUAGACUGUAGUGAUACUGUGUUGUUGGAACCAUGCCCAUCAUGUCUAAGCAGGGCCUGUGCCACACACCCUCCUCUGCACCACAUCCGUUUUAAGGCAUUCUUGUCUGCUACUGGUCUUGAGAUUGGACUGCUUUCUGCCUGCUGAGGAGGCUCUGAACAGGAUUAAAGGUCAGGAGGUUGUGUUCCUCCUCACCAAAGAUGAGAAAAUCUUGUUUGUGUUAGGAGUGCGAUGUCUACGAGUUUGUCUUCUCUGUCAAGAAUGCACGUUUAAUGCUAGUAGGGAAGAUUUUGCAGCAAAGUGCAAAAGGACCGUUGAACUCUUCUGCUCUUCUUUUCAUCCAAAAACAAACCAAACUCUGAUUGUGUUACAUAAUCCAGCUGUCAUUGUCAUGUUGUGUUCACCAAGGAUUAUGCUACAAUGUUUUCAGUUUGUCAGAGGAUGACAAAGGCAUGGUCUGUGAUCUA